Messenger RNA from Phaedon cochleariae (mustard beetle), 775 nucleotides. The record is from the annotation of a GenBank genome assembly. NCBI's taxonomy places the organism in Eukaryota, Metazoa, Arthropoda, Insecta, Coleoptera, Chrysomelidae.
GGAUAGAACCAAUAUUUGGAACACAAGUCGUUUGCUUCCGUACAUUAUUACCUCGAUGCAAUGUUGUGUCAAAUUGUUUGAAGUAGCUCUCAGAUGACCAGAAAUGGUAUGAAUGAGUUUAGUUGGAAUUCAUUAUCAACAUUCGCUUCCUAAUGCAGACAAUAAGUAGAUCAAUUCUUUGUAUUUUGGUAUUACUUUCUCCGGGAAUAUCUUCACAUCGUGAGAAACGAUUCGUGAUUUAUCCGCUUGGAGGGCGUUUCAAAGUUGUUCUUGGUAUUGGUAUUCCACUCAAGCUGGGAAUCAAGCAAUCGAUGUCAAUCGGGUGGAAUUUUCAGAUGCAAUAUGACGUACCAACUAAUAUCACAAUGUUGCAACAAUAUCCACCAUUUUAUGACAGGAAAUUCCGAGAAAAACGGGCAACAGAAGAAACGGACAGAUCAUUGUUCUAUAAAGCAUUUGAAGACGUACUGAAUGGUGCAGGAAUAGAUGGUAGAGACUGCAUUUUACGAAGCAUCUGCGAGAAUGCUGCUGAGAGCUUGCAUCAUGAAGCGAAUGGUCUAUAUGGCCUUAUAUUCCACAUUGUUUUCACCCCAAACUAUGGCAAUGAAGCAGGAGACUCGAACAUGGAUCCCAGUUAUAUGGAAGCUCAAAGAGCUGGAGAAUAUGGUGUGGAAUGUCAUACACUAUAUUCGCAAUGUACAUUAGAUGAUGGGCUCAUAGGGCUCUUCUCAAUUUUGGACUAUGAACUUGGUUGACAAAAAUUGUUGAAUUGAUG